This is a messenger RNA of Drosophila grimshawi, 2706 nucleotides long. It is a transcript of the gene Bap111, whose product is annotated as basic proline-rich protein. Gene Ontology annotation, cellular component: SWI/SNF complex. Gene Ontology annotation, biological process: negative regulation of DNA-templated transcription. NCBI's taxonomy places the organism in Eukaryota, Metazoa, Arthropoda, Insecta, Diptera, Drosophilidae. The transcript has a single exon. The record is from RefSeq and is a predicted model, not a curated record. The coding region runs from base 127 to 2529 and encodes 800 amino acids. Gene Ontology annotation, molecular function: nuclear receptor binding; nucleosomal DNA binding.
GAAAAACCUAUCAAUGGCGUCCGCGUGAAUUUAAUACAUGUAUAUACAUUCUUUUGUUUUUACUUGAAAUAUAUAUAAUCAAUUUGUGUUUGUACGAAAAAGGGUGAAGAAUAAAAAUCUACAUUUAUGUUACUGAACAUGGCGUUGCCCAGCAACUACAAGCAAAUUGCGCCAACUGGGCCGGCGACUCCUCUACCAAACGUUGGCGGAGGUGGAGGUGGUGGCGGCGGCAGUGGCAGCAGCCGAUCGCGUUCCUCAGGCGGCGGAGCUGCUGGCGAUCGUAAUAAGGAUCAAACGCCAAUAUUUACGCACAGCAACUAUGGCAAUCCAGCAUUCACCCCUCAGAAAGUGACCAAAUCAUCGAGCAAUAAAACGCAAAGCGAGUCCCGUUUGCCAAAGCCACCGAAGCCGCCAGAGAAACCGAUUUUGCCAUAUAUGCGGUAUUCAAAGCGUGUGUGGGACAGUGUCAAGGCACAGCAUCCGGAGCUAAAACUUUGGGAGCUGGGCAAAAAGAUUGGCGCCAUGUGGAAGCAGCUGGGCGAUGACGAGAAAACCGAAUAUAUUGAUGAGUACGAGGUGGAGAAACUGGAGUACGAGAAGGCAUUGAAGGCGUACCAUCAAACGCCCGCCUAUCAGGCCUACAUUUCGGCCAAAUCAAAGGUCAAACCCGAAAUAACCGAUGUCCAUGAAACGCCAUCGCGUGGCGGUGGCAGCAAGAGUCAACACGAGCGUCGCAUCGACAUCCAGCCGGCCGAGGAUGAGGAUGAUCUUGACGAGGGGUAUACGGCCAAGCAUAUGGCGUAUGCACGCUACUUACGAAAUCAUCGUCUCAUCAACGAGAUCUUCUCGGAGGCGGUAGUGCCCGAUGUGCGAUCCGUGGUCACCACACAGCGGAUGCAGGUGCUCAAGCGUCAGGUUAGCUCGCUAACCAUGCACCAAACGAAACUAGAGGCCGAGCUGCAGCAGAUGGAGGAGAAAUUCGAGGCGAAAAAGCAGCGUAUGCUUGAGUCCAGCGAUGCAUUCCAGGAAGAGCUCAAGCGCCACUGCAAACCUGCUGUGGAUGAGGACACAUUUCAGAAAAUGGUGCAUCGCAUGUAUGAGGACAUUAAACGCGAUCGCCAACGCAUCGAGGAUGCACCCAAUCGCUCCAAGGAGGAGACGCCACAGCCGCCGCCACAACCGUCGCAACAGCAGCCGGCGGCUCCCGAGGCGAGUGCUGCACCCAAACCGGAGGCGGCCAAGCAACCAGUUGUUGUUGCUGCACCGCCACCGGCGCCGCCGGUACAGCCGCAACCACAAGCGCCGCCACCAGCAGCGCCAGUGCAUGAGCUGGCAAGCAAAACGGAUCCGGAGCCCAUGGAUAUUGAGCCAUCGGCGAAGCUAUCUGUGCCGCCGCCACCGCCGCCCUCAACAAAGCUCCACGACAAAUUAGAGCUAAUUGAGCCAAUGAAAGAUCCGCUGAAAUCCACGGCGGCACCAAUGAUCGCUUUGUCUGGCAAGCAACCAAGCACGGCCACGACAACAACUCCAACGGCAACGCCACCGCUCUCGCUAGCUAACGAGCCGCCAGCAACAACGCCAACUCCGCCGCCAACACAGCAGCAACUACCAGCAACGGCAGCAGCAGCAGCGUCAGCGGCGCCUCAAAUGCACCCAUCACAUCCACACGUAGUUGCAGGAGGAGGAGCGCAGACGGCGGCGCCGCCACCACCACCACCACCAUCACCCGGCCAGUCGCAUCCAUCGCAUCCAUCGAUGCCACCGCAUCAGCAGCACCAGCAACAGCAACAACCACCACCUGGUGGCAUACCUGGCUUGCCGCCACCGUUGCCGCACAUGGGCUAUGCGAACUAUGGUGGGCCUCCCGGUGCUGGACCUGGUCCUGGUCAGCACUCACACUCGCACUCACACUCGCACACGCACACACACUACUAUCAGCCGCAAUAUGGGCAUGGGCCGCACUCGCGACCCCAUUCGCAGCCCUAUUAUCCCCACCUGCCGCCCUAUCAAGCCUAUACGCCGCUGCACUUCGCCAGCGCCCGGGAGCAGCAGCAUGCUGGUGUCACUGCUCCAACAGUUGUGCCUCCACAACAACAACAGCAGCAGCAACAAGCACCACCACAACAGCAGCAGCAGCCACCGCCGGGACACCUACACGAAACAGCUGCAGCAGCCGCGGCAGCAGCAGCAGGAGCCGCCGCAUCAUCAGCAGUAAAUGUGGGUGGUGCUCUUUAUGGCUCGCAACAACAACAGCCGCAGCCAACUCAAGCACCGCAGCAGCCACAUGCGUUGCCACAGCAGCAGCAGCCAUCACCAGCACCACAGCCAGCACCAGCACCGGCAGCAGCGCCACCAGCAGCAGCAGCAGUGGCUGCAUCGUCAGGGGCAGCGGCGGCAUCGCCAUCGCCUAGCAGUACACCCGUUGCCCAGCCGCCGCCGCCACCACCGCCAGCAGCGACAGCGAGCGAUGCAGCAGCAACAGGAGCAGCAGCAGCUAAACUCGAAUCUGACAAAAAGGAAACGGACUAAGGGCAGACGACAGGCAGGCCGGGAAAGGCACGCCUCACACUGAAAACUGACAAUGAACUCUCACUUCGAUGUAAAAUAGCUCCUACUACUGCACAGCGAAAUGUCAUAGAAAACACAAAAAAAAAAAAAAAAAAAUAUACAAAAAACCACUAACAUCAUUUAGCAUAGAUUUAAGCA